This is a messenger RNA of Acomys russatus (golden spiny mouse), 1820 nucleotides long. It is a transcript of the gene Tepsin, whose product is annotated as TEPSIN adaptor related protein complex 4 accessory protein. NCBI's taxonomy places the organism in Eukaryota, Metazoa, Chordata, Mammalia, Rodentia, Muridae. The record is from RefSeq and is a predicted model, not a curated record. Gene Ontology annotation, cellular component: trans-Golgi network membrane. The coding region runs from base 16 to 1728 and encodes 570 amino acids. The transcript is spliced from 13 exons.
GAGUUUACCUGGACCAUGGCGGCAGCGCCGCCUCUGCGGGACCGCCUGAGCUUCCUACAUAGGCUCCCCAUUCUCCUGAAGGGGACCUCAGACGAUGACGUCCCGUGUCCGGGCUACCUGUUUGAAGAGAUUGCUAAAAUUUCUCAUGAGUCGCUGGGCAGCAGCCAGUGCCUGCUGGAGUACCUCCUGAACCGCCUGGACAGUAACUCUGGCCACGUGAAGCUCAAGGUGCUGAAGAUCUUGCUUUACCUGUGUGGUCAUGGCUCUUCCUCCUUCCUGCUCAUCCUCAGAAGAAACUCUGCUCUCAUCCAGGAAGCCACAGCUUUCGCAGGGCCCCCCGAUCCUCUUCAUGGAAAUAGCCUCUACCAGAAAGUGCGGGCAGCUGCGCAGGACCUGGGUAGCACCUUGUUCUCAGAUGCCAUACCACUGCCUUCGUCCCAGCCGCCCCAGGUCCUGCCUCCAGCAGGCAUGGGCGCCCAGGCCAGACCUCACAGUGCUCUCCAGGGCUUUGGCUACACUAAGGAGUGGGGCCGGACAGGCUCUGCGGGUGAGAGCUUCCUCUCUACGAUCCAGAGGGCUGCAGAGGUUGUGGCUAAUGCAGUGCGUUCUGGGCCUGAAAACCCCAGCACCCAGGGACCUUUCCCACGUGGUGAUACCUACCAGCCUGCAGUGACACCCUCAGCUAGCCACACAUUUCCCAACUCUAGGAAUCUACUCCCUGGGGCCAUCCUGGGGUCCAGAGCCGUGAAACACCAGCCUGGGCAGCCUGCAGGGGGCUGGGAUGAGCUGGACAGUGGUCCUAGUUCCCAGAAUUCCUCCUGCACCAGCAACCUGAGCAGGGCCUCAGACUCAGGCAGUCGGUCUGGCAGUGACAGCCACUCUGGUGCCAGCCGGGACCUGGCAGAAAGGGCUGAGGCCAUGCCCCCAAAUGACUGCCAGCAAGAGCUGACUCUAGUAAGAACUGUGACUCAGGGGCCACGUGUCUUCCUGAGCCGUGAGGAGACACAACACUUCAUCAAAGAGUGUGGACUGCUCAACUGUGAGGCUGUGCUGGAGCUUCUCCUCCGCCAGCUGGUCGGGACCAGUGAGUGUGAGCAGAUGAGGGCGCUGUGUGCCAUCGCCGCCUUUGGAGGUGCUGAUCUCCUGCCGCAGGAGCAUGUCCUCCUCCUCUGCAGGCAGCAGCUGCAGGAACUUGGUGCAGGCAACCCUGGACCUGUGACCAACAGAGCCACCAAGAUUCUGAGACACUUUGAAGCCUCCUGUGGACAGCAGCUCCCUGCUCUAAGGCCCUGUGCCCAGCCGACCUCUGCAGCUGCCCUUCUGGGCGCAGCUGACCUGCUGACCAGCCCUGUGCCUCCGCCUGCAAGCCAGGUCUUCCUCCAGCCUCUUAGCUCCACCACAGUUGUGCCCAGAAGUCCUGAGCCCACGCCAUCCCCAGACACCUUUCCUCUGUCAGCUCUGGAGGGAGCCAGUGAGGUCAGAACCCAAUUAACAUGUUCUGGUGAACAGGGGACAGGAUCUGAGCGGAGCCCAGAGAACACAGACACCCCAAAGGGCAGCUCCAGCUCAAGCAUGUGGAGCCCCAACUCUUUGUUUGCUGGCAUGGAGCUGGUGGCUUGCCCCCGCCUGCCCUGUCCCAGCUCCCAGGAUCUGCAGCCAGGUUUACAGAAGGCGACCACAGAAGCUUCAGUUUCAGAGCCAUCAGCAUUUGCAUUUUUAAACAUGUGACUGUCUGGACCCCACUGUACAGUCCCCUCUGGCUCUCAUGGAGGCCCCAGGACCUCCUGGCCUCAUGGUCACCUCAGUUCCUGAGUGUCUUC